AUGAUUCGGAGUUCGCAUGAUGGGGUCAAACGAUCGGACGGUAGAGGAUGGGUGAGUUCGAAGUAUUCUUUGGGCUCGGGUUCGGGUUUGGGUUUGGGUUUGGGUUUGGGUAACGAUGAGAGAGAUGGUGAGGAUGGUUUGAAGAAGUGUUCUGAUGAAGUGGAGUGCGUGAUGAGGACUAAGGAGAGGUGGUUACUAGUAACUUAG
Molecule: messenger RNA, 207 nt
Organism: Dovyalis caffra
Lineage: Eukaryota; Viridiplantae; Streptophyta; Magnoliopsida; Malpighiales; Salicaceae
Source: the annotation of a GenBank genome assembly